This is a messenger RNA of Symbiodinium sp. CCMP2456, 4632 nucleotides long. NCBI's taxonomy places the organism in Eukaryota, Dinophyceae, Suessiales, Symbiodiniaceae. The record is from the annotation of a GenBank genome assembly.
AUGCCCACGCUCUUUGCAAAGAACGCGGCGCUUUUCUACACGAGAAUCUGCGAGCUCGUUGCAUGCUUCAGAAACCAGCAUCUCAACUGGCCACGGAGCGCAGCCUCGUUCCAGAGCUUGAGCGCAGCAUCAGAGAAGGUGAGCCUGCAUCCCAUGCAGCGCAGGAAAUCCUGGGAAACAGGGCGGGGUGUCCGCCCGGAGCUGAUUUUUGGGCCUGUGGCAGAGGGCUUGAUCGUAUGGCAGCCACCCACGGUGAGCGACUCCAUGCAGGAUGCGAUCGUGCUGAGAGAUUCAGAUGCCGAGAAUGUGAGCCAGUUUGCUGGUGCACCGAUGGGUUCCCUCAAAGAGUCUUUCAUCGUGUCGGAGGCUGGUCCAAAGAUAGAUGGGUCUCUUCCAGUACAGCUCGAGGAACACCCCAAAAUGAAGUCGGAGCUGGCGAAAGCUGCAAUGAAGCGCAUUGCCGCUGACAUGCUGGAGUUUGCAAGGCAGCAAAGCCAGCCACAGCUCAAGCUCUUCACCCAGGGCUCCAUGCUGCCUUCUUUGGAGAAUAUCGAGCAGCUCGACAAAGAACUAUGUGCACUUCGAAGCAAGGACGUGGACCAUGUGCGCAAGUUGACGCAAGAGCUGUUGCAAAACGCAAGCUGCUUGAAUCAAAAACACAGUGAACGUCAACUGAGAUUUUGGCUGCUGCGCUACUCCGGCCAAGAAGCAACACCAUGGUUUCAGUUCCUGUGCGCAACGAUCUGUAGCACGAAGAGCAUCAAGGACCUCCAGCACAUGAAUCCUUUCCUGGACGAGAGUGCUUGCAAACACCUGGUCUCGCAAGCUGCAGCCCUGAUGCUCCGAACGGUACGUGUCGUGCAGGCCAACCGGUUGCUGGACAUGUUGCGCAGCUUGAAAAAUGUGGUGCAGAGUGGCCACGAGCAGCGCGCGAAGGAAGAAGGAAUGGUGCUUUGCCAAGCUUUGGCAGCUGAGAGGUCUUACAUGAGCCAGAGACAAACGCAAAGUUCCAAGGAGGAGUUCGUUCUGGAUCCUCGACUGCUCACCUUCGAGUUCAGCGACAAGAAGCUGCUCCGGCCACGGCAGGUGGAGCUGCUGCGCGAGUUCGCCGGCAAAGCCGAUAGGAACUUGUCCCUGGUGAAACAGAUGAUCAUGGGAGCAGGAAAGACAACAGUCGUGUCGCCCCUGCUCGGUAUGAUAUUGGCUGAUGGCAGGAGGUUGGUGGUGUUGAUGGUACCCGCUCCACUUCUGGAGUUCGCGAGAUCCGUGCUGACAUCUGUGUUUUCGAACAUAGUGGUCAAGCGGACUUUCACGCUGCAAAUGUCGCGAAGCGACGAUGUGGACUGCCAGCUUUACGAUAAGGUGCAGCGCAUACGAACUGCUGGAGAUUUGAUUCUCACGACUCCGAUGGCAAUCAAGAGCCUGAUGCUGCGUUUCAUCGAAAGCAUUCUGAUUUUGAACGACCGCAGAUCUCGACAGCGAUCUCGUCAGCUUCGAGGCAACAUGGUCAACUUGGGAUGUACACUGGAGAUCUUGCGAGACGGAGUCGUCCUUAUUGACGAGGUGGACUGGGUGCUUCAUCCACUGAAGUCUGAGCUGAAUUUCCCGACUGGCCUCAAGACGCAAAUAGACUUCGCGCCGGCCCGAUGGGACUUACCACUACACCUUCUCACAGCUAUCUUCCUUGCAAAUCCUUACACGGAGUCUGCCUGCACCGCUGCGCAGAUGCAAGAAGCUGAUGCCAUCAGGUCCUUGCGUGAUGCUGUGGGAGAAGGCAUCCAGGCGCAUGUCAUCAUGAUGCAGCCUCACCUGGUUCUGCUCGACGAAGCCUUCUACCAUCGACGGAUGAAACCUUGCUUGUUGAGGUGGCUGUCCACCUUCCUGGAUCGGCAGCGCACCGGAAGGCAAUUCUCGGAUCAACCAGACCAAGGGCUUCAAUCGGCAGAGAUUCAGGCUUAUGUUGGCAACUGCCCUUCGAAAGUCGAGGCUGGUACCUUCGAGCAGCGUUUUCAGCUUCUCAGGGAAGACGAUCGCAAAAUGUUGAAUUUUGCGAGAGAUUGGAUCAACGUGUUUCUUCCGCACUGCUUGAAGAAGAUCAACCGAGUGACCUUUGGACUCAUGACCGAUUCACAGGUGAAGUCUGCACUUCAAGACAACCCGCUCAUGUCCGAAACGCGCAGCAAGCUUGGAGUGCCCUUCAUCGGCAAGGACAUACCUUCACCGGCCGCAGAAUUCCAGCAUCCCGAUGUUCUUGUUGGCCUCAGCUGCUUAAGCUACCACUACCAGGGCCUGCGUCGAAGCGACUUUGGUGAGUUGCUGUCAGCGUUGUCCGAGAAGUAUGCUCGGGAGCCUGGCCGUCCGGGAGAGCGCGAGACAAACAAGCUGUUUAAAUCCUGGGUGGAAGCAUCCGGGGGCCGGCUCGUGGGCGACAAGGAGGCUGCACAAUUGCAUGGCGACCGGCCGAAGGUCAAACAGUUCCACGAGCUUGAGCGUACCAGCGAGCGGCAGAUGGAUGAACUGCACAAGCUGCUCUGUCGAACAGAUGCAGUGAUCGAUUGGUAUCUGACCGUUUGCAUCUACCCGGUCUACAUGCGCUUCCAGGGGCAACAGCUUACUGCCAGCGGGGAGGAUUUGGGUGGCAGCGUGCUCUUUCAGACCCGACUUGGAUUCUCCGGAACGCCUUCAGACUUGAUGCCGCUGGAGCCAGAUCCCCAGGAUUCCCCAACCAAGCAUGUCGAAGACAGUAAGUCUAGCGACAUUGUCUGGCUGUUGGCCCUUUGGACAGGUGGCAUUAUGAGCGUUGAUGAAGACAUCGAAGCUGCCUGGGAUGCGAAGUUCCUCCUGAGGAGGAUUGCGGCCAGCCAGGAUCCCUGCCUCAAUGCUCUCAUUGAUACCGGAGCCCUCAUCACGGGACUGUCCAACCAGGAGGUGGCAGAGUUUUUACUCUUCGAUCCAGAGGGCUUGUCUGAUGAAUUUGAUGCCUGCGUAUUCGUGACGGAAGAUGGGUGCAAACAGAUCGUUCUGCGGUCUUCCCGAGCAAUUCUGAACCUUUCAGACAGUUCUGUUCCUCUUGACCGGAGGUUUGUGUUCUACGAUCAAGUGCACACGACUGGAAUGGACAUUCAACACAAACCAGAUGCAGUGGCAGCUUUGACUCUGGGCAAAGACAUGGUAUUUCGGGACUACUGCCAGGGAGCCUACCGCAUGAGAGGCAUUGGCAAAGGUCAAAAGAUCCACUUGAUAGUUGUGCCGGAGAUCCGUCGACUCAUGGAUGCAGCCUACGCAAAGGACAUCGACCCGGAAACGAAGACCUGCAGGCCAGCACAACGUGUCACGCAAGCAACUGCAUGGCUCAUGCUGAAUUCCGCAAGUGCGGAGCAGCUGCAGUGGGCCUCUCUGCAACUGAAAGAUGCAGCCAAUGCCUGGCGCCUGCCAGCUUUUCGGGAGCUUCUGGGUGCGGAGGACGGGGAAGGCUUCCAUCAUGCCGAGUCAGACCACAUCCUGAAGGCUGCAAAGGUGUUUGUUGACAAGAUUGACUUCACCCUGAGCAAAGACGUGCCCCGAGCGAGAGAUUUUUCGGUCGUGUUGCAAGACUUCAUUGGCAAAGCCACAAUGGAUGAUUCGUUGGAGGAAUGUGAUGACAAGCAGGAUUCAAGCCCUCAACAGGAGGAGGCGUUGUUCAAGCUUCACUCCGAGGAAGGUUUCGAGAUGGUUACUGCGAAGCAGAUGCUCAGACGCGUGCAGAACAAAGUGGACGAGUUCGUGCGAGGCACGCAGGAGCAGAUGCCUGUCAGCAGGACGCAGCUUGACUCGGAGCAAGAGAAGGAGCAGGAGCAAGAGAAGGAGCAAGAACAGGAACAGGAGCAGGAGCAAGAACAAGAGCAAGAAAUGGAGGUCGAGAAGUUUGUGGACAUGAUGUACUGUCGUGACAGCGAAGAGCCUGUGCCAUGGGAGUUCAACACCCUUCAAAAAGCUUGUCACGAGCGCAGCCUGGCGACGAUGCUCAGCGUAAAAAAUCUCCAGCAGGUCUUUAAAGGCGGCUCCGACUGUGCGAAGGAGAGCGACUAUCACAUCAUUGUCCACCAAAUGGUUCUGGGAGAACCCCGGGUGCUUCUGGCGCCGCCAGACUGCGUGAAGCUAUGGUGGCAUACCAGCGAUGACCAGAAGAGGCUUCUUUGCCCAAAUGACCUCGACAUGAUUUCAAAAGAUGUCGAGGCAAAGCUGCAGGAGCAAUUCUCAUUGCAAGUAACACUGGAGGUGAAGAGCGUACCAAAGCAGUUCUACCGCGCAGCAGAGUUCAAGGUACACCAGUUGUGCCCUGUGCUGGCCACUUUGCCUGCAGAUGCCCUCAUCUCUCAGAACUACUUCAACCGGAGCUGGUCCGGAUUUCGAAGAGUCAAGAACGUGGCGGUGGUUUUGGAAUGGUGGGAUCCUUCAGGCAUCGAACCCAUUCGAGGCCGAAGCAAAUGGACAACACAAGCGGCCGAACGAGCCAGCGAGUGUCUUCGAAAAAUCACUGCGAUCCUUGCGCCUGGUGAAGGGACAGAAAGCCUCAGCCCCGAGUCUAUGGCCGCGCUAACUAAGCAAUGGAGCACGUUACCGAAAGAUGAGCUUAAGGUAAUUGUUGGCUAG